This is a messenger RNA of Prosopis cineraria, 1617 nucleotides long. RefSeq lists its product as uncharacterized. The coding region runs from base 1 to 1617 and encodes 538 amino acids. NCBI's taxonomy places the organism in Eukaryota, Viridiplantae, Streptophyta, Magnoliopsida, Fabales, Fabaceae. The record is from RefSeq and is a predicted model, not a curated record. The transcript has 2 exons.
AUGAGCAAGACUCAGCUGGGAAAUAAUUCUGCAAUUGAUGAACCCAUUUUGGCUGAUGAAUCUGCAAUUGAUCAACCUAGAACUAAGAAUGAGCAAGACACAGCUGCGAAGUCGAAAACCAAAAGAUCAAAGAUUCUUUCUGAUAAGAAAAACAUCGAAUCCAAGGAUAAUUCUGCACUUGAUGAAGCCACUCAAGUUGAUGACACUGAAGUUGAUCCACCUAGAACUAAGAAUGAGCAAGGCUCAGCUGGGAAGUCAAAAACCAAAAGAUCGAAGAUUCUUUCUGAUAAGAAAAAGAUCGAACUAAGGGAUAAUUCUGCACUUGAUGAACCCAUUGAAGCUGAUGACUCUGCAGUUGAUCCGCCUAGAACUAAGAACGAGCAAGGCUUAACUAGGAAGUCUAAAACCACAAGAUCAAAGAUUCUCUCUGAUAAGGAAAAGAUCAAACCUAGGGAUGAUUCUACACUUGAUGAACCCAUUAAAGCUGAUGACUCUGUAGUUGAUCCGCCUAGAACUAAGGAUGAGCAAGACUCAGCUGGGAAGUCAAAAACCAGAAGAUCGAAAAUUCUUUCUGAUAAGAAAAAGAUUGAACCUAAAGAUAAUUCUGCACUUGACGAACCCAUUGAUGCUGAUGACUCUGCAGUUGACCCACCUAGGACUAAUAAUGAACAAGACUCAGCUGGGAAGUCAAAAACCAAAAGAUUGAAAAUUCUCUGUGACAAGAGAAAGAUCGAACCAAGGGACACUUCUGCACUUGAUGAACCCAUUGAAGCUGGUGAAUCUGCACUUGACCCAGCUAGGACUAAUAAUGAACUAGACUCAACUGGGAAGUCAAAAACCACAAGAUUGAAGAUUCUCUCUGAUAGGAAAAAGAUCAAACCUAGAGAUAAUUCUGCACUUGAUGAACCCAUUUUGGUUGACGGCUCUGAAGUUGAUCUGUCAAGAACUAAGAAUGGGCAAGACUCAGCUAGGAAGUUUAAAACCAGGAGAUCGAAGAUUCUUUCUGACAAGAAAAAGAUUGGACCUAAAGAUAAUUCUUCACUUGAUGAACCCAUUGUGGCUGAUGAAUCUGCAGUUGAUCCACCUAUAACUGAUAAUGAGCAAGACUCGGCUGGGAAGUCGACAACCAAAAGAUUGACGAUAGUUUCUGACAAGAAACAGUUCAAACCUAGGGAUGAUUCUCCACUUGAUGAACCCAUCGAAGCUGAUGAAUCUGCAGUCGAUCCACCUGCAACUAAUAAGGAACAAGAAUCAGCUGGGAAGCCUAACACCAGAAGACCGAAGAUUCUUUCUGAUAAGAAAAAGAUUGAAACCAUUGUGGCUGAUGAACCUGCAGUUGAUCCACCUAGAACUGAUAAUGAACAAGACUCAGCUGGGAAGUCAAAACCCAAAAGAUUGACGAUAGUUUCUGAUAAGAAACAGAUCAAACCUAGGGAUGAUUCUCCACUUGAUGAACCCAUUGAAGCUGAUGAAUCUGCAGUUGAUCCUCCUAGAACUAAUAAUGAACAAGAAUCAUCUGGAAAGUCUAGAACCAAAAGAUUGAAGAUUGUUUCCGGUAUGAAAAAGAUUGAACCUGAGACUGAUAAUGUGCAGAAGUCAAAAUUGCGGAAGGCUUGA